This is a messenger RNA of Bemisia tabaci, 7155 nucleotides long. RefSeq lists its product as uncharacterized. The record is from RefSeq and is a predicted model, not a curated record. Lineage: Eukaryota; Metazoa; Arthropoda; Insecta; Hemiptera; Aleyrodidae.
GAAGGCCAAAGUGUACAUUGUUUGCAGAUAGGACGAGACUACGCAAAAUCUGUCAAAUCUGUUCCACUGGUUUCACUUUGUACUUACUCCGAUUUUGCUCUAAAUCUGAGUGAAAAGAAAAUAGGUAGAGAGUGAGAGAGAGAGAUGGAAAAACCAUGAAAAAAGAGAGCAACCAGCCUUAAAAAAAACUGUAAGGGAGUGCACCAGAUCGUAAUGCGUGUACCAAUUUAGGCUUUAUUUCAAAAGUAAGCAAGUAACUUGUAUUUUUCAUUCUGUGUCAUUUUACCUCCAUUGAUGUGUGAAGUGUGUUCUUUCAUCCCUAGAAUUCUCUGAUUAUUGCUUCUGUUGGUCAAGAGGUAAUGUCCUGACAGUAGGAGGAAAUGGCAUAUGAGCUGAACAGUAUGUACAUAAAACGUGAAGCUCCUACGCCCUUAGAAGUGCAUUCUCGGAAUGUUUGUUUCGUUUGUGGGAGUGCUGGACAUCGAGACUAUUACUGGCUGCGUGUCAAGGCAAACCCAGAAAAUCCAUCGGAACCUUUUUUUCCAUUCUUAAAUUGUCAUGAACCACCGGCAGGAUAUCCUGGACCUCUUCAUGAUUCAGUCGUUGCUGCCUGCUUCUUGUGCUACUCCCUUUUGUUACAACAAUGGGAUCGACAUCAGAUGGAUGACACACCCCAUUCUCAGCGCUUGUAUUGGUUGAAGCGCUCUGAUAAUGGUGCUUUCACCGGUGCAGAUAUGACAUCUCAGGGAGAGUAUGCGGCUCAGUUGCUUGGCUUAAAUCUAGAUCCGACUGUACAACGCAGAGAGCCUGCCCCCUCGUUACCGACAGAUGAGCAGUCCAAUAAACUAAUCUUAGCAGGACCAGGAACCACCUGCGCCUCCUCGGAGCCGCCUCUGGAUCUAACUCAAUCUCCAUCAACCUCACAUUCAUUGAUGAAUGGCGCCAACUCCAACCCAGGCAGCUACAGCAGCACCGGAACAGAUAUUCUGGAUCUUUCCAUGCCAGACAAAAACUCUCUAACUGAAGUCUGCUACAUCUGCGGUGAUGAAUUCAAAAGAGGUACUCUUCGCCAGAUUGCUGUCAAGCCUCUGACAGAUAAUAGUCAGUGUUCGACAAGUAACGGCAAUCAGUGCAUACCAGCCAGCAAAGAGCCUUACUUUCCUAGCUUAAUGUUUCACCCUCGGCCGAGUCGAUCUAGACCAGUUGACAGCUCAGGAAGGGUUCAAGCCUGUGAUUUAUGUCAUUCACAUUUGCUGCACCAGUGGCAGGCUUACACAGCAGAAGGAAUUCCGCACUCCGAGAGGGAUUAUGUUCUUCGGAAACGAGCCACUCCUUCGCUUGAUUCAACCACUUUUGUUUGUUACACUUGUGGCUUGGAGUAUCCAUCUAGUUGCCUCAGACUCUUAUACUGUUGUCCUAAUUCUGAGAAAGAAGCAUAUUACCCAUUUUUGUAUAGUGUGAAGCCACCUCCUGGAGCUAGUCCUAUAUCUCCUCAAGGAAUGGUUCAAGUUUGUUCCAUAUGCUACAAGUCAGUGCCACAGAAACACGCUAGUGGAAGUGCCAGUAACCUGAAUGUUACUGUCACCGAUGCAAGGUUACCUACACCCCCUCAGUCGCCCCAAGUGUACUCUCGUCAAGUGAAAUCACCGGCAGACAUUCGAUUUAAGCCUUAUGAAAUUUCCAAACACGGCAAAAACUCAAAUACCUCAUCCAAACCAAAUUCAACCAUUGCAAAUGCCUCAGUCGUUGAUUCUCUACCCAGUAGCACUCCAGCAAGUACGGCAGCUUCAAACGUAUCUGGAGUCAACCAAGGACCCUCAAUGCAGAGAACAAUCUCUGCAGCCUCCGCAUCUUCCAGUUACAAUUGUUAUGUUUGUCUAAACUCUGUCCCAGGUUCCCAAUUAGAAUGGCUCAGUACAAGUGCUGAAGGUUUAAAUUCUCAUGCUAUGCAUUUUCCAUGCCUACGUUACCUAUCUAGGUCUUCAGAAAAUUGCUGCAUAGAUUCACAUGGCCGUGUUCUAACUUGUGUAAAUUGUGCGCAGCAUUUAGGUAAACAAUGGGAAUCAAUGGAAGCUGAACGGAUUCCGCUUGAACGUAGGAAUUACAAUUUAGGUGUAAAUGGGUCUAGCGUUUGCUCAAUAGCUCCAAAUAGUAACAGUUCUACCUCCUCUUCCAUGUAUUGCUUCCUGUGUGGUCUUCACUCUGAUCUGACUCUCGCUCGAGUCCUCUACGCUCGUCCACAGGGUCGCAAUGCACCUUAUUUUCCCUCGCUCCUGCAACAUAAGUCACCCUUGAAUGCAGAGCAGUUGAGAGAUGACAAGUCAGCCUUAGUUUGUACAUUUUGUUACCACUCAAUGGUGUCCCAAUGGCGUCGCUAUGAACAGACAAGCACACCAAGCGAUGAUCGUCAUUACAAUUUUCAUGAUUAUUCAUGUAGUUUAUGUAAAACCAUUACAUAUAGACGCAGAGUUCGUGCUUUACCUGUAAAAGAUUAUUCAUUCAUUCUGCAUCAAGUUGACAAGCCUUUACUCAUCGAAAAUAACGAUUACGCGGUAGUGUGUCUAGAUUGUUAUGAAACGUUGAGAAAACAAGCGUUAGAAUAUGAACGAUGGGGCCUUCCAGUAGAUAAAAGAGAAUAUAAUUGGCUUGCUCAACCUCCUCCGCCUGAAGACAGCCCAGAAGUGUCAGUUGCAAGAUUACCCUCGGGUCAGCGGUCUGAUAAAAUAGUUCCAGUAUCCUUACCAAAUCGAUCCAGUAAUAAAAAUGGUCCAUCGAAACAGGCAGAUAGGAAAAGCUCAAGUCUACAUAUGCAAAAUCCCUCCGGCAAAUUAGAUCAAGGGUUGGUCAAAUCCCCAGCAGGAGGAGUCGGGACGAAACCACACCAUCAUACCAUACCUGGCCCGGGUCCUGGGCCCGGUCCUGGCCCUGGAGCUCCGCCCUCGCAGAGCUCAGGGAAUCGUUCCUUUGCAGCCGCUUUACGUAACUUAGCCAAGCAGGCUGGCCCAACCAAUGAUAGGAAUGAAAACGAUUCCGAGAGAGUCAGUUCACCCAAAACGCGAGGUCCUCCUCAGCCACUAGUCAGGGGUGCGUCACCCCAACCAUUAAAAGGGCAGGAUAAAGACCGCCCUGUACCUAAUAUUGGCUCUGAGCAGAGGAGCGGUUUUCAGCCGUACAGACCGCCAGAGGAUGGGAGAGGUCCGGUUUCGGUGAACGUUUCACCUGCUGGAGCUUCUCCUCAUCCUGCGUUUACCCUAGAUCCCUCGGCAGCAGCAGCGGCUGCUGCUUACAAUCCCUAUCACCAUCCUCCCACUGCCGCUGCUCUGUAUCCACCUCACCUUCAGCAUCCAUAUCGUUUGGAUGACCACUUAUACUUAGAGCGAUGUGGUAUGUCCCUUUUCCCUCCUUACCCUCCUGCUUUAUACGGAUUAAUGCCAACCCCUCUGGGACUCAUGACUCCAUCAAUGCAUGAAAGAUUGAAGUUAGAAGAAGAACAUCGUCAGCGAGAGCAAGAAAGAGAGCGAAGGGAUAAAAGCAGACGCUCCUCUCCACGAGCUUCACCCUCUCACAGCCAUGAUCACCCAGCGAGGAAAUCCCGAUCCGGAACGCCAUCAUGUACGCCGAGCACAACAAGCUCCCCUCACUUAACUGCCUCAUCCGUCGCCUCUUCUUCGUCUUUGACACCAAAAGCAUCUCCGUCACUCAAUUCAACAGUACCUUUGAUGGAACCUCAGUUCGUUCGGCCAUUCGAGGACCGAUUUCAGUCCUCGCCCACUCCCAAACAUUCCUCUCACUCGCCAUCCCUAAGUCUAUCAAAACCUUCCUGCUAUCCCCUCCACUCACCCUCAGUGACAGCAAUGAGUGAUUCAAUGAGUUUAAAAAUGAAUUCCUCAAACGACGGCUACAAGAAUCCAGGUCCUCUUGAACCGGUGUCCUACCUAAACAGUUCCAAUUUGUCGUUGAACCACGACUAUUACAAUAAUCUAUUGCCGCAGCCACCCCCGCCUCCGCUGCUCAAAUCUGAUUCUAGGAUCCUGCCAGUGCAUAGCGGUAUAGUUAAUAACUCUAGUGUAAGCAGUCUCAGUAGUAGUAAUAACGGUGGAAGUAUUAGCAAUCAAUCUCUAGUCAGUAACGAUUUGUUACCAAUUUCUUCCCUUGCGCCUUGCGUGCCCAUUUCAUCCGGUUCGCAACCUGUCCCUUUGUAUUUGAACAGUCACUCAUCUUUAGCCAAUGAUAAGUCUGAGUUACCUACGUCAUCAACCUACCCUUAUCUCCUAUCUUCCCCCUCGUCGAAUCCUUUACUCAAUAACAGGAUUCAUCCCCUUGGUAGUGAUCCGUACUACAACUCACCGGUCCUUCAACAAGCCAAGUACCCAUACCCUGUGACAACUUCAUGUAUUUCUUCAACAACUGCCAGCACGAAGCACAAAUUGAACGAUAGCCUGGCACUGUCGGAUCAUAAGCCAUCCAAUUUAAAUCACCACAGCAAUAGUAAUAGUUUCAGUAAUAAAGUUUGUAAUGCGGGCAAUAAACUCAAGCAAAAUGCAACAAUUAGUAUUAGUUCAAAUACGCUUAGUAAAGUUAACAGUUCGAGUAAAAAAACCAGUAGCAGUAAAAAAUCAAACUCAAAUAGUUUUAGUCCGAAUAAUAAAGUCAAUAAUGUGAUCAGUAAUAACAAUAGUAUUAAAGUCAACAAUAAUUUAUCGUCCAAGUCCAUGGAUAACUCAAGGCCAUCCACCAUUAUCGGCACAGCUCCCCUCUCGACACCAAAGACGAAACCUCUAGCUCUAGAUGUUUCAAAUCUCCUGUCCUCUUCGAACAAUAAUGAGUCCAACUCGAGUCAACCCACCAGUCAUGCCGUUGCCGUACCUACUGAAGAAAUUACGCCUCUUUCGAGCACAUUCACGUCAACGGCUUUUAGCGACCACUCCAAUUCAAGCGUAGAAUUCAUACCUCCUGUGUUCAGCUCACCUGAUCUCACCAAAGCUCUCUCUUCCUCCAAAGAUGUGCAGUUGACGCCCUCAGCAACUAAAAGUCACACCAAUAACAUUAUAAGCCGUUUGGACCAAGCUGAGCGAAAACGACUGAAUCCGGAAGCCAACAAUGUAGAUGAAACAGAGGAUUUUUUAUCGAAUGUAUUCUUAACAAAAGGGCCACCGGAUAAACUAGAUGCUCCUCCACGGAAGCUCAGAUUCCUGGCAAUAUUUGGUCUAACUACUUUAGCAAAACGUAAUGAUUUGGAGCUGUGUAAGUUAUCUCGGCGAAGAGCAGUCCCAACUGUUGAAAUGGAUUUUUCUAGUCAAACAGAGGCCCCGCAGGAUAAGAAUCCUCCGCAGUCUCUUGAUCUUCCCCAUCCAAUUUUGUCUCCUCGGGCUCUUACAAAUUCAAAUGAAAAGUUAUCUUACAUGGACUAUCUUGAGCUACAGUGUCUUUCUGAGCAAGAAAAGCAGGAGCAUGAAAUAAUAUGGCAAGAAAUUCUUGCUGAACGAAGGAGAAGAAAAGCAGUGACGCCAUUAGUACUUUACUGCAAUGAAGAAAUCCAGCAGAAGAACAGUUCCUUACAAGAAAAAAUGUUGAAAUGGCCUGGAAUCGAGGAGGUUCUUGUUACCUAUCAUAGCUACGCUAAAGAACGAGCUUUGGAAACGGCUGCUUUACAGGAAAAGGUGCUCAAAUUAAAAGAAAUGUUAAGUUAUUACCAAAAAGAAGCUGCACUCUUAGAUUGCCAGAUGGACGAAUUGAAAGCUACCAAUGAAAAAUUGAGCCAAGAAAAGUCGCAAACGCUGUCUCACAUCAAUAAUCUUUGCUCUUUAAUUGAUCAAAUAACGACGGUCACUUCCAGCUGUUAGUUCAAUAUUCAGUUAAGUACGAUUGUAAGUGUUCCUUUAUAAUUUUAAGCCAAUAUUUUUUCUAGCUCAAUGGUUAAUGGUUUUUUGGAUAUGAAAACAACCUCAAUUUUUUUUAUCCAUUUUUAAUCAUUACAAUUUAUACCUUUACUCAAGGGUAGCUCACAAAUUUAUCGUUGCCUCUCAGUUUUAACUAAUUUUAAAUAGGUAUUAAGUUGCCUUUUUUUCUUUCAUUUAAUUUAUUUUUCUUUCCUCUAUUGUUUUUUUCUUUACUCCAAAAAUUGCAAUUAUAUUUGAAUAAUUUUACAAUAAUUAGUUUGAAGGGGUGGGGGGAUGUCUUUGAAAUGUUUAACAUUGUACCAAUUAUGUAAUGUGCACAUCCAAUAUUUUUAAGUGAUUGGAUUAUAAAAAAAUCAGUGAGUAACUGUCGAAUUUGAAGGCCUAAAAAUGAUGAGAGCUUUUAUUUAACGAAUUUUAACAUCUCAGCUUCCUUAAGGGAAUUUUGCAUGGGGUUCCUUCAUUUGUGCUGCCAUUUUGAAUGAAAGUAACUUUUCAUAUAUUCACUUUUUUACUUUCUUUUCUAGUUGUAAUUUUAUGAAGUUCAUUGAAACUUUUAGUCAAUAUGUCAUGUCCGUGAAACUGGAAAAUAAUCGAUCUGCAAUAUUUUUGUUUAAUCAAACAGUGAAUUCUAAAAAAUAAGACAGAAAAGAAACUAUCCAAAAGAUAAGAAACAUAACCAAUGAAACUGCUUAAAUAUUUUUUUAGAAACCUAUCAAAUUUUUAAAAUGGAGAGGACAGUCUUGUAAAAUUGUACAAGUUACUAGAAUUAUUGCAAUCAUCGGCAGAAGUAAUCCGUAGUUUAUAUCAUGUCACAACUCAAAAGGUAAAAUUUUAAAAAAGUUUAAAAUGUACUUGCAUAAAAGGAAUUGUGCCGCUGAUGAUAAAAGCCUUGAAACGUAUCUGGACAAAAUAUCUUAAACUUAUGCAAGUGAAUGUGAAACCGUUUUUAACUUUUUAAAAUUUUACAUUAUUUACGAUUAUCUUGACAAAUCUAGUUUUUGUUAAAUCUGAAUGUUUUGAAUGGAUGUGUAGGGAGAAAUAACAAGAUUGAGAUCUUGAAUAAGGAGGUCAUUUCUGACAAAAAUUCUACUUUGAUCAAAUCCUUUGAAAAUUUCUUUGACCCGUAAAUUAAUCAAUUUGAUAUUUCCGGUACAAUCAGGUUUCUGCCACUCUACAUUUUCACAUGAUCAAUAAUGCAGUCAUGUACAAAUCACAUUCAAGUCCAAGUAAAAAUGUAGGAACAAAUACAUGGCCG